UUGACCCCGUCUCUUCUUCGUCGCUUUACAUGCUGGUUGCAGCUACCAGUAGCUUUUUUCAGUCAUGGCGGCCCGUGUCCUGCAGCAGUGUGUCCGCUCCUUCGCCCGGCCCUCGCUGAGGCUGUGUUCCGGUACCCUUGCAGUCAGAGCCGCUGCCGCCCCGACAGCAGCCCUCCACCGACCCCUCUCGUUCGCCGCAGACAGCCGGAGGACGCGGUGGGUCGGCCAGAGACGGAUCCCCUCAGUGGGUGUGUUGUGCCGACAGUAUGGCGACCUGCCCCCCCUCACCCUAGAAGGCAUCAGUGAACGCGUCAUGUAUGUACUCAAGCUCUACGACAAGAUCAACCCUGAGAAGCUGGAGGCAUCUUCCCACUUCAUUAAAGAUUUGGGUUUGGACAGCUUGGACCAGGUGGAGAUCAUCAUGGCCAUGGAAGAUGAGUUUGGCUUUGAGAUCCCAGAUGUAGAUGGAGAGAAGUUGAUGAGUCCUGGGGAUAUUAUGCAGUACAUCGCAAAUAGGAAGGACGUUUAUGAAUAACCUGUCUAUAGCUCACUGCAGAGUUUUUUGUUUUGUUUUUUUCCCGUCCAGAGAGAGUGACCCUACCACACACGCACAGGAAGUCCUUGUGAAGCAGAUGGACGCCAAAUCAUUUCCCACUUCGACCCCCGUCAGCUCUUCUGUCCUUUACAGCGAUGUCGACGUCAGCUGCCGCGUCUUGUGUUUAACUGUAUUUAAAUGAACAUGUUGUUGGGAGCUUGGGGGUAAAACUCAAUAUUAAACAAGGUUAUAUAUCUCAGAGUUGAUUUUUUAUUCUUCCAGCUCCUCCCUGUGAUUCUGAUGUAUAAUUUCUCUUAAAUAGAUCAAUAAAGACACAUUCUCUGUGGUUGUGCAUCUAAUGUUCAGCUCCCUUAUGCACAAGCAUGUCAUGACAACCAAAAUGCAACUUCAGAAAUAAAGACAGUCGUGUAGUUGAA
This is a messenger RNA of Stegastes partitus (bicolor damselfish), 972 nucleotides long. It is a transcript of the gene ndufab1b, whose product is annotated as NADH:ubiquinone oxidoreductase subunit AB1b. Gene Ontology annotation, cellular component: mitochondrion; respiratory chain complex I. Gene Ontology annotation, molecular function: acyl binding; acyl carrier activity. The coding region runs from base 65 to 535 and encodes 156 amino acids. Lineage: Eukaryota; Metazoa; Chordata; Actinopteri; Pomacentridae. The transcript has 5 exons. The record is from RefSeq and is a predicted model, not a curated record. Gene Ontology annotation, biological process: fatty acid biosynthetic process.